Molecule: messenger RNA, 1466 nt
Organism: Amaranthus tricolor (Joseph's coat)
Lineage: Eukaryota; Viridiplantae; Streptophyta; Magnoliopsida; Caryophyllales; Amaranthaceae
Product: probable WRKY transcription factor 40
Exons: 4
Coding region: 76-876 (266 amino acids)
Biological process (GO): regulation of DNA-templated transcription
Molecular function (GO): DNA-binding transcription factor activity; sequence-specific DNA binding
Source: RefSeq, a predicted model, not a curated record
CAUUAUUUCGAAAAUUACUUUCUAAAAUUAACACAAGUUGGAACUCUGGUUUACUUAAUUAGUUUUCCCUAAUAAAUGGCGUCAUCUUCUGAUUGGGUUCUUGAUACUUCCCUUGGUUUCAAUCUCAACCUUAAUCUUUCUAGCAAUCCCCAAUCCGAUGACAAGAUUAUGGAUGAUCAUGAGAGAAAAAGUGGGAAUUUAGAAGAAGAGUUGAACAACAUGAAUGAAGAGAACAAGAAGCUUACACAACAAUUGGCAUCCAUGUGUGAGAAUUUCAGCGUUUUGCAUAAUCAGCUGAUUGGUUUAAUUAGUCCAAUUGCAAAAAGGAGGAAAUUUUCUGAAGCUAUGGAUCAUAGUAACACAGAACAGAGUUGUACAAGCUAUGAUGAUUCAUGCAAAAGACUUAAGUUUUUGAGUACCAAGCCUAAGACUACUAAUAAAGUCUUGAUUAAGACCCAUAAAUCGGAUACAAGUUUGGUGGUGAAGGAUGGAUAUCAAUGGAGAAAAUAUGGACAAAAAGUUACAAGAGAUAAUCCAUUUCCUAGAGCAUACUAUAAAUGUGCUGAUGCUCCUAUCUGUCCUGUUAAAAAAAAGCAGGUACAAAGAAGUGCAAAUGAUUCAUCAAUCUUAGUAGCAAUAUAUGAAGGAGAGCACAAUCAUCCCCAUCCUAAUUCAAGUGAUCAUUUAGGUCAUGUGAUAUUAAGUUCAACUUAUUCUUUAGAUGACAACAAAAUAAAAUCUCCUACAAGCAAACCAAGUGAAAAUGUUGAAAUGAAAGCAUUGCAAAGAACACUAAUAGAGCAAAUGGCUUCUUCAUUGACAAAGGAUCCCUCAUUUACUUCAGCAUUAGCAGCUUCUAUUUUUGGAAAGAUAUAAAAUGAUAAACUUAAUUGUGGUGAAAAAUGGUUCUAAUUAGGAAACUUAAUUAGAGAAAUCCAUAGAAUUAGAGCUUAUGUACAAGAUAUUAGAAAAUAAUAGCAUAAUUUGUUUGUAGAUUAAGAUAAAAUCUUGUUGUCAAUUGGUUUAGUGUAUUUAGGUAGAAAAACAUAUUUGAAAGUACUCGGAUUAAAAUGUGCAAGGAAAAAAAAAUGUUCAAAACAGAAACAAUGACUUCGCGCACUUGAUUGAAUAAGGUGGCGUUCGAUCGAGCACAAGAUUGAGUUCUCAUCGGUUUUUGAUUCGUGAAACUCCAAAAGUGCAUGGCUAUAGGCUUGAUCGAGUUGUAUCGCUCAACCAGGUUUAGUUGAUAGUUGUAUGUGAAAGAAAACUUUACAUCAUAAUUGAUCCCAAAACAUCAUUGUGGGGAAAAUAUUACUUAAGGAAAGUUUUCAGCACUGUCUCUAUUAAGUAUAAUAAUUUAAGCCGUAAAAAACCGCGAAUCUUUUGCUUGAUAUUAUUAUUAUUAUUAUUAUUAUUAUUAUUAAGAUUUGUUAAAUAAGGAAAUUGUCACUAAGUAUUGGUAUUUU